GCAUGUUACCUCAGCGCGUUGGUGCUCAUUCAUGAAUCUGUCACACCCAUUACCACAUGUAUUUGGACCAACAUGUGCUGACGCGUGUUUUUCUAUAGCGGUGUGGUUGACAUGCUACUGCGUGGCCAUGACCCCUUGCCACGCACAGGGCUAAACAACACGCGCAACAUUUUGUCCGCGAGGUUUGUGUGAUGCGACCUGUGUGAUAUGCAAAUUUUGGGUCAAGUUGUUGGUGCCCAUUUGAAAAACAAAGGAGCUGCCAGCAGUCUCAAGUGCAAUGGCAACGCCGCCUUUAUUGAAAUUGGCUUUGGCAUACAUUUUCGGACUGGACACCAGCCUCGCCUUGCAAAACCAUCCGUUGAUCAUUGUUCCAGGCCUCACUGGAAGUGGUAUAGAAGUAGAAGAGCAUGGCGCGUCCAUGCCACAUUUGUUCUGCAGAAAAAAGGCUGAUGAUUGGAUGAAAGUGUGGGUCAGUCCAGUGCAAGUGCUGCCAGAAGAGAUUGAUUGCCUGAUAGCUCGGUUGACCCUAACCUAUGACCCGAUGUCUGACACAUAUGCGAAUUUGCCAGAUUUGGAACUCCGAGCCUUGGGCUGGGCCAAUGGAACUUCAGAACGCGAGAAGACAUGGGACGUGCUCUACGAAUAUCAAUUUCGCUCCAUGCUCAAGACACUCCACGCAGCAAAAGGGUAUGAACUUGGCAAAGAUGUUUUCAUUGCCCCAUAUGAUUGGCGCUUGGCCGGUGAUGGACAUGAACAGCGUCGGAACGGAGUGGGUGGUUAUUACCCGCACCUGCAAGCCUUGAUUGAGCAGGCGGUCCAGGCCAAUGGCCAGCCAGCAGUGGUGCUCUCUCACUCGUUGGGAUGUCCUACGAUCCUAUACUUUUUUCACAAGUACGUCUCCGACCAGUGGAAAGCACAGUAUAUCCAUGGGUGGGUUGCCUUGUCAUCGCCGUGGAUGGGAGGCACGACCUUGGUGCAAUCCUACCUAGGAGGAUGGACGCUGGGCCUGCCAACCUGGCUAGUCCCACACGACUAUGUCAGGCGUGUUCAAGUCAACGCCAGUAGUGGUGUUUGGAUGAGCCCUCAUCCCAAAGCGUUCGGAGAUAAUCCCAUUGUCAUUACCCCUUCGCGUAACUACACUGCGGCGGAUGUCCCUGAGCUGGUCCGUACAAUUGGCAAAUCAACCUGGGGGAAUCAGACUGGUGCCUUGUUCGACAAGUUGCAAGGGCCAUAUGGAGAACUCCAAAGUGCGCCGGUCAACAUUCAACUGCACAACUGGUACUCCACUGGCAUUAAAACAGGUGAAAGCUUCUUUUUUGACACUGACCUCUUCGAUGGUUUCGACAAGGCAGACCAGAAGACGGUUUGGGGUGACGGGGAUGGUUUGGUCAACCUGGUGUCCCUGAAACAAGUCGAGGAGGUUUGGCCCAAGACAGACAGUGUUUCAACAAAAGUCUUCCCAAACUGCACGCAUUUUGGGAUCCUGUCUGACCAGCGAGUUAUCUCCGCACUUGCGGAGUAUUUGGGAGCUCCAAAGGCGAUGAAUUCCACGGCACUCUUUGUUUAAGGCAGACGUGUAUGAUGUUGGCGUGCUUUGGUUUCACCACCUCUUGCGAUGCAAGUUUUCCACGGGGCAUGGCAAGUCUGCACCUUAAGGGGUUUGGACGCAGUGCCCUGUGCAGCAAGCGGCCUUUUGGUAGAGGAGAGUGCAGUGGGCUUCUCUUCGCUACCGUGCGCAGCACAGGCAUUUGGUCUAAA
This is a messenger RNA of Durusdinium trenchii, 1758 nucleotides long. The record is from the annotation of a GenBank genome assembly. Lineage: Eukaryota; Dinophyceae; Suessiales; Symbiodiniaceae.